Messenger RNA from Rhodofomes roseus, 789 nucleotides. RefSeq lists its product as uncharacterized. The transcript is spliced from 4 exons. The record is from RefSeq and is a predicted model, not a curated record. Bases 1 to 789 code for a protein of 262 amino acids. NCBI's taxonomy places the organism in Eukaryota, Fungi, Basidiomycota, Agaricomycetes, Polyporales, Fomitopsidaceae.
AUGGGCAACCACGUCUCUCGAGCCCAGUACCUCACUCUAGGGUCUUUCGUCGUCAACUUCGGCACGCAGCUGUACGGCAUGCUCACAAGUCCCAACAUGAAGGAAGUCGCAGACCGGAACCACUACGCCUUCUCCCCGAACCCAUGGUUCAUCUCUGCGUUCUUCUCCGGACAAGUCGUCCUGCAGUUGGCCUGGAUCCGCAAGCUCUUCUCCCUGAACCCUGCAGGAUAUGAGAAGAUCGGCGCUGGUGAUACAAACGGGGUCACCGCCGAAGAAGUCGCGUCGGUCCAGACCGCGACGGAGUAUGCACCCAUCUACGCGCUGGGAAACCUCUGCAUUGCCGGGUGGCUCUUUUUCUGGCUGCGCGAGGAGUUUACGGCGUCGCAAUUCCUAGUCACUAUCAACUCAUUCGUCCAGCUCGCUGCUGUGGCUCGUCUUCCGCCUGUCACGCCGGGUAGCUCGAGGCUCACGGUUUUGACCCACCUGGUUGCAAAGACUUUCGCGGGUAUCGGAGUCCUAGACCUACUCGACAAUGGGGGUGUGAUGAGUCGCUAUACGGCACCACCGUCGAAACUCGUCAAAGGCCUCACGUACGCACUCUUCCCUCUUGCAACGGCCGUCUCUACGCCGUUCUUUGGCCUGACUCUCCUCUAUGAUGUCGUGGGAGUCUGUGUUGGCCAACGUAACGUACUUGGCGCGAGUGGUUGGAGUACUGGACUUGGUUGGACGGCUGGGGCAAUGGGUACCAUUGUUGUUAUCAAGACGCUCUUCACGCAAAAGGUUUUGUAA